GUAGUUGAAAAAAAAUAGGAAUGGUUUGACGUGGAGUAUUUCCGCAAAAAACUGGAUGGCGAAACAGCAUGUAGCUAACGUUAUCCUGCUUGCUGUAAUCUUAGUUUGCGAGCUAGAUAGAGAAGUAUUAGAAUCGGGUCUCUGCCUACUGGAUCGGUGCUGAAGGAUUGACACCAGUCCUUCAUAAACUGAUCCCAUAUUUGUUGGCCUCGUAACAGAUCAUCAUCAUGAUUAAAGCCAUACUAAUAUUCAACAACCAUGGGAAACCUCGCCUAUCAAAAUUCUACGAGCAUUACAGUGAAGAUACAGAACAACAGAUCAUCAGAGAAACAUUUCAUCUGGUAUCCAAAAGAGAUGAGAACGUCUGCAAUUUUCUAGAAGGUGGAAUGUUGAUUGGUGGUUCUGAGAACAAGCUUAUCUAUAGACACUAUGCCACACUCUACUUUGUCUUCUGUGUCGAUUCCUCUGAGAGCGAGCUUGGCAUCCUGGACCUUAUUCAGGUGUUCGUGGAAACGCUGGACAAGUGCUUCGAGAACGUCUGCGAGCUCGACUUGAUUUUCCAUGUGGACAAGGUCCACAACAUCCUGGCCGAGAUGGUGAUGGGAGGUAUGGUGCUGGAGACCAACAUGAACGAGAUCAUCACACAGGUGGACGCCCAGAACAAAAUGGAGAAGUCGGAGGCUGGUAUUGCAGGUGCCCCUGCUCGUGCCGUGUCUGCCGUGAAGAACAUGAACCUUCCCGAAAUGCCCAGAAACAUCAACAUUGGAGACAUCAGCAUAAAAGUGCCAAACCUACCUUCAUUCAAAUAGCCGGCAAUAGCCACUGGGCAGAUGUCAGCCAGUGUUUACGAUGCGGUUUGUUUAUCGAAAUCAAACUUUUCUCAAAGAUCAUGAAGGUACUGUGUGAAUUCCUUUGGCGUCAGCUGUUUGUUUUAAUUUUGAUGAAUGUCCUUGAUGUGGCUUUUUUUUUUGUUUGAGAACAUGGAGUAUUUAUUACAUUCCUCUAUGCUAAUUGGAGGUGUGCCCUUAUGACGUGGCUGCUACAGUAUUGGAAAGUCAUUCCUUAUUAGUGCUUUGUAAAAUAAAAGAACUGAACAGAAUAUUCUUAUAAGUACAUAUCUUGAUAUAUGCUGAAAUUGUAUUUCUUAUCUGUACACAAAAUAUUUUAAAACAAAGAUUUUGUCUUAUCAAAUUUUUUUUCUUUAGAUUUUAUUCAGUAUGAUUUUUUUUCUUUCUCCUUUUUUGCAACUCAAUAAAGUAUUGAAUAUGUUGGC
Molecule: messenger RNA, 1273 nt
Organism: Esox lucius (northern pike)
Lineage: Eukaryota; Metazoa; Chordata; Actinopteri; Esociformes; Esocidae
Gene: ap3s1
Product: adaptor related protein complex 3 subunit sigma 1
Biological process (GO): Golgi to vacuole transport; intracellular protein transport
Cellular component (GO): AP-3 adaptor complex; intracellular membrane-bounded organelle; membrane coat
Source: RefSeq, marked provisional